Miscanthus lutarioriparius is the source of this 870-nucleotide messenger RNA. The record is from the annotation of a GenBank genome assembly. NCBI's taxonomy places the organism in Eukaryota, Viridiplantae, Streptophyta, Magnoliopsida, Poales, Poaceae.
AUGGAGGCGCCGCUGCACCAGUUCCCCGUACCGCCGCCGCCCCUGCCGCAGGACGCGUUGCUGCAGCAAGCGGUGGCGGCGGGCGCGCUGAUGAUGGCCGCCGGGAACAAGGCGCCUUCGGCCACGGCGGCGGGGCCGGGACCGGGGCGGGAACAGUGCCCGCGGUGCGCGUCGCGGGACACCAAGUUCUGCUACUACAACAACUACAACACGGCGCAGCCGCGGCACUUCUGCCGCGCGUGCCGCCGCUACUGGACGCUCGGGGGAUCCCUCCGCAACGUCCCCGUGGGCGGGUCCACGCGCAAGCGCCCGCGACCGCGCCCGGCGCGCCCCACUCGCGCCAUGGCCGCCGCCGUCGCCGCCGCCAUGGCCACGCCUUCAUCAACAACAACGACGACGACCGCCUCGGCCGGCAGCAGCCCGUUCGCCUCCCCAGCACCGCUGCUGCAGGGCGCGGGAGGCGGCGGCCUCCUCGUCAGCUCGCUGCUGCUGGGCUCGGUGUCCGCGUCGGCGGCGUCGGCGUUGGCGUCACCGCUGCUCGCGCUCGGCACAGCGCCGCUGCUGGAAGGCCGGCUCGGCUUCGACCUCGGCCUCGGGGAUGCAGCGCUAGGCGCCGCCGCCGACGGGGCAGCUGCCGACUUGGCUUACCACCAGCAACUGUCGCUGGGCGCCGGGCCGCUCCCGUGGCCCGCGGCGACAGCGACGAUCUUGGAGGGCGACCGCGCGGAGAUGACGACGACGUGGAAAGCCGCUAGUAGCGUGUUCCCCUUCGCCGGGGCCGGCGCGCUGUGGCAGGAGCUCGCCGCGGCGGCGUCGGCAGUGGAGGCCGCCGGGCUGCACCACGGCGGCGCCCCGCACCUGCUCCUGUGA